UGGACGAGCAGUCGGCUUGGCGCGUGUCACUAGCGUCGAGCUCUCCAUGUUCGGCUUGUCGAGGCAGGCGCAUUCAAGGAUUCAAGAGCUGUCACUCACACAAUGCCGCCUCGACCGUCACCCAUCUUGCGCCAAUUGGCCUCACUUGCCUCCCGCCCUCGCAUACAAUCACAAACAAGGCCUUGGAUCUGCCGCCAAUGUCAACAGUCUCGUCCUGUUCUACAAAGAAGAUCAUAUGCCAACCAGCCCGCCGAUGACCCUUCCUUCACCUCGAUUGUCGAUGUCCAGCCUCAGCUUGUUCGCGUUGGCGGUAGAAAACAUGGCUGGGGCCUGCUAGUUCUGGCUAUCAUUCCCAUCACCGCCUUUGCCCUGGGCUCAUGGCAGGUCGCUCGACUUGGCUGGAAGACUGAACUUAUUGCCCGUUUCGAAGAUCGCCUCGUCCGCGAUCCUUUGCCGCUACCACCCAGUAUAGACCCCGCUGCUAUCAAGGACUUUGAUUACAGAAGAGUCUACGCCACCGGCAAGUUCCGCCAUGACCAGGAGAUGCUCAUUGGUCCGCGACUACUCGAUGGCAACGAUGGUUAUAUGGUCGUAACUCCGCUUGAGCGAGACUUUGAAGGUUAUCCUGGCAACACAAAAGUCCUGGUCUGCCGAGGAUGGAUUCCUAAAGACAAGGCAAACAAGCGUGCUAGGCCCGAAGGCUUGCCACAAGGCGAAGUUACCGUACAGGGUUUGCUGAGAGAACCAUGGAAGAAGAACAUGUUCACUCCAGAGAACAAGCCCCAAGAGGGAGCCUUUUAUUUCCCUGAUGUCCAGCAGAUGGCCGACUUGACCGGCAGCCAGCCUGUGUGGAUCGAGGAGACUAUGAAGCCUGACCUUGUUGAGCAUUACGAUAGAGAAGCAAAGGGUGUGCCUAUCGGGAGACCGGCCGAAGUCAACCUUCGAAACAACCACACACAGUACAUUUUCACAUGGUACUCUUUGGCAGCUGCUACAUCUGUUAUGCUCUGGAUGGUCAUCAAGAAACCCUCAUCUCGCACUGCUCGUAGAGUGCGCCAGUCAGGUCAAUGGUAAAUAUGUAAAUAAUAGCACCUUGCCUACUUUGUUGCGUCCAAUGCGACAGAACCAUAUGCAAAAUGCACUCCAUUUGUUACGUGAUCACCGAACCUUGCCUAAGUGAACGCGAUCCGUGAUGAAGUCUGAGGCCACUUCGGCGGGAACCUUCAUUAAACCACGCCAAUGAGGCAGCUUAGUCGAUGUGACCGUUCCAAUGGCAAAUGUAUUCAUAGGAGGACUAUGAUUCGUGUAUGGUUCAAAGAUGGAAAGAUAGACUCU
Molecule: messenger RNA, 1335 nt
Organism: Aureobasidium pullulans EXF-150
Lineage: Eukaryota; Fungi; Ascomycota; Dothideomycetes; Dothideales; Saccotheciaceae
Product: COX1 assembly protein
Exons: 2
Coding region: 103-1074 (323 amino acids)
Biological process (GO): mitochondrial respiratory chain complex IV assembly
Cellular component (GO): mitochondrion; membrane
Source: RefSeq, a predicted model, not a curated record